ACUGUCAAUGUCAAGCAGUACCGGCUGAAAGGGGUUAUGUAUUGAAUUUUUUAAAAAAAUAAUAAAAUCGCUUUGGUUUUUGAUUUAUAUUUUACUUGAGUAAUGAUUAGUUUAACAUCGUUUGCGAUAAGGUGCGGAUUUCCUUUCGUUAGUUUUAUCAUUUUUAUGCUUAUUUUUAUGUGCAUUUUAAAAGAAUGGAUGUUUACAUAUUUUUCAAACUAUUUGUUGCCAGAAAAAAUCAUAAAUGAGUUCGAUUAUAUUGUAGUUGGAAGUGGUUCAGCAGGAAGUAUAGUAGCAUUACGUUUGGCAGAAAACAGCAACAAUACAGUCCUUGUCUUAGAAGCUGGAAUUUGUGCUGGGAUAUUAUUUGAUAUUCCUGGUUUAACUCCAUUGUUACAAAAAUCAUUAGUAGAUUGGCAUUAUAGUACAGUACCCCAAAAGCAUGGUGGUUGGGCAUUAAAGAACAAUAUAUCAAAUUGGCCAAUGGGUAGCAUUUAUGGUGGCACAAGUAGGCUUAAUAGCAUGAUAUAUGCAAGGGGACAUCCAAGUGAUUUUAAAAGCUGGUUUAAAAAUGAUUCUAAUUAUUUAUAUGAGAAGCAUAUCCUCUCAUAUUUUAUGAAAGCUGAAGAUCAAAGAGGAAGGUACAAAUCAUCUCAGUUACAUUCAACUGGAGGUCCCCUUGCAGUAGAUGAUUUACCUUUUAUUACACCCUUUGCACAACAUUUCUUAGAUGCCGUCUCAUCAUUAAAUUUCUCAAUACAUGACUUAAAUGGAGGAGAGAAUAGGGGUUUUAUGAAGGUACAGGCCAACAUAAAAUCAGGAAGUCGAUGGAGUCCAGCUCACCAUUUACUUUAUUCAAAAAAUAAUGUUAUUAUAAAAACAAAUGCUUUUGUUGAAGAAAUACUGUUUAGCGGCAAUUAUGAAGCUUAUGGUGUUAGAUACAGUCAUUUUGGAAAUAAAUUUAUUGUAAACGCUAGAAAAGGCAUUGUUUUAAGCGCAGGCGUAGUAGGGUCUCCAAAAUUACUUAUGUUAUCUGGUGUAGGACCUAAAGAUCACUUAGAAAAGGUAAAUGUAUCUCUUGUGACCGAUUUACCAGUGGGUGAUAAUUUACAAGAUCAUAUCACAACUGGUUUAGACUUGAUUGUUUUAAAUAAAAGCGUAGGUUUGAGUUUAUCCGAUUUAUUAUCACCUGUGUCUGCUUUUCAAUAUAUAUUUCAUAAAAGAGGCCCUUGGACCUCCAUAGGCUGUGAAGUAAUAGGUGUAAUAGACACCAAAGGAAAUGGCGUCCCUGAUUUACAAAUAAUGGUCUUACCAACUGGAAUAACUGCAGACUUUGGGGCUCAUUUAAGACAUGCCUUAAAUUUAAAAGAUUCUGCUUGGACGCAUUAUUUUGAAUUAUUUCAAGAUAAAACCACCGUAAGCAUAAUUCCUGUUGUCCUUCACCCAAAAAGUCGGGGAACUGUAAGAUUACAGGACAAUAAUCCUUACAGUAAACCUCUUAUAGAUCCAAAUUACUUAUCUGAACCAUACGAUGUAGAAAUAUUGCUAAAAGGGAUUGAAUUAAUUAAAAAAAUCAUAGGUACAGAACCACUUAGCAGACUCGGGGCUAAGUUAAACGACAAAAAGUUUCCAGGAUGCGAAAAUUAUACGUUUGAUUCUAGGAACUACUGGGAGUGCUAUGUAAGACAUUUUACUUUAACUAGUUACCAUCCAGUGGGUACGUGCUCCUUAGGUGGUAAAAACGAAAAAAGCGUCGUCAAUUAUAAUUUUAAAGUCAAAAAUACCAAUAAAUUAUUUGUAGUGGAUGCGUCCGUGUUGCCGACUCUACCUAGUGCCAAUAUUAAUGCCGCUGUUGUAAUGAUAGCAGAAAAAGCUGCAGAUAUGAUAAAAUUAGAAGAUAAAUUGUCUUCCGGUAGAUGCUACCUUUUAGAAGUAUUUUUAAGAUAAAAAAAAUAUUACUGCUCCUUAUACUUUUAUAGAAGUAGUGGAAGUCUUCUUCCUGUUUUAUUUUGUUAUUGAUUGU
Messenger RNA from Agrilus planipennis (emerald ash borer), 2023 nucleotides. Its product is annotated as glucose dehydrogenase [FAD, quinone]-like. The transcript has 5 exons. The record is from RefSeq and is a predicted model, not a curated record. The coding region runs from base 103 to 1947 and encodes 614 amino acids. Gene Ontology annotation, molecular function: flavin adenine dinucleotide binding; ecdysone oxidase activity. NCBI's taxonomy places the organism in Eukaryota, Metazoa, Arthropoda, Insecta, Coleoptera, Buprestidae.